UGCUACGGCUACUCGAUCGACUUGAUGGAGAACGUGGCCAGCGAUUUGGAUGUGAAAUUCGAAGUGUACGUCGUCGCCGACGGGCAGUGCGGCAGUGCUAAACGGCAGGCCGGCAACGACGGCAAGUGGGACGGCAUUGUAGCCGAUUUGCGUUCAGGGGCUGCCCAUUUGAGCUUCGCUCCUCUGAGCGUGACGUCCGCCAGGAGCGAAGCCAUCGAUUUCUCGAUUCCUUACUUCUAUUCGGGGCUGUCCAUCUUGCAGGCCAGCAAGAUCAACAACGAUGAUGUCCCUCUGCUGGCCUUCCUCAAACCUUUCCGUCCCGAUCUGUGGAUCGGCAUCUUCGUCAGUCUCAAUCUGACAGCGCUGGCCGUGGCCAUCUACGAGUGGCUCAGUCCGUUCGGUCUCAAUCCGUGGGGUCGACAGCGGACGAAAAACUUUAGCCUUGCCUCCGCCCUUUGGGUCAUGUGGGGCCUCCUCUUCAGCCACUUGGUGGCCUUUAAGGCACCCAAAUCGUGGCCCAACAAGUUCCUCAUCAACGUCUGGGGCGGAUUCAGCGUCAUCUUCUUGGCCAGCUACACGGCCAACAUUGCCGCUCUCUUCGCUGGCGUCUUCUCCGAAACGGCUGUCAAAUUUCACGAUCCUCGCUUGCUGAGCCAAAAAGUGGGUACCACGCGCAGCUCGGCUGCCCAGCAUUACGCCCAGAAAACGAAUCGUGGAUUGGCUGAGCAUUUGGAACGGUUUACCGUGCCCAACCUGGAAGAAGGCAUCGCCCGACUGAGAGACGGACGGCUGGAUCUGCUCAUCGGCGACACGCCCAUACUGGAUUAUUAUCGCGCCAAUGAUCCCGGCUGCACGUUGCGAACGGUCGACGUCAUCGAGGAGGACAAUUACGCCGUUGGCAUGACCAAAGGGCUACGAUUGCAGGUAAAAUGUCACACUCGUGUUAUAGACGCUGCAAUCACCGUAACAAAAAAAUAAAUAUCUAUAAAAAAGAAUCAUAA
Daphnia magna is the source of this 1001-nucleotide messenger RNA. Its product is annotated as glutamate receptor ionotropic, NMDA 3A-like. The record is from RefSeq and is a predicted model, not a curated record. Gene Ontology annotation, biological process: modulation of chemical synaptic transmission; monoatomic ion transport; synaptic transmission, glutamatergic. Gene Ontology annotation, cellular component: plasma membrane; postsynaptic membrane. NCBI's taxonomy places the organism in Eukaryota, Metazoa, Arthropoda, Branchiopoda, Diplostraca, Daphniidae. Gene Ontology annotation, molecular function: transmitter-gated monoatomic ion channel activity involved in regulation of postsynaptic membrane potential; NMDA glutamate receptor activity.